AUGGGAAACGUUAUUUCAUUUGAAUUUAUUGAUAAUAAUAUGCAACCAUUAGUAUUAUAUGAAGGUAAUACUAGUAAUGAAAAGGGUAAUUACCACACAAGUGUAGUUACUGAUGUUUAUGGUCAAUCUACUUCAAAGACAAUUAAUGGUUUAGUUGGUGUUGAAACUCAUCUUGUUUAUUUAGAAGACAAACAAAAUUUAGGAUUACAAAAUAGAUUUUACAUACCAAGCAACCAUUAUCAACAAAAGGUAUUUUUUUUAGGAAAGUCAAACCAAAUUCCAGAUCGUGUAAAUCUUGUAAAUGCUUUAUUUACCAAUAUGCAUUCAGAUUAUUAUGAUACUGUUAAGAUUCAAAAGUGGUCUGCAAAUAACAAUUGCCAAACUUACUCUAAAUACAUUAUCGAUAGAUUAGGUUUAACAUGGCCAGAAGAACUUCAAUUUUUACCAUUAGAAAGAGGAAAUGUUUUACAAUUAGUUGAAUUAUACAAUGACAUUAAAAACUCAACUCAUUAA
Molecule: messenger RNA, 513 nt
Organism: Dictyostelium discoideum AX4
Lineage: Eukaryota; Evosea; Eumycetozoa; Dictyosteliales; Dictyosteliaceae
Exons: 2
Coding region: 1-513 (170 amino acids)
Source: RefSeq, a predicted model, not a curated record